Coregonus sp. 'balchen' is the source of this 475-nucleotide messenger RNA. NCBI's taxonomy places the organism in Eukaryota, Metazoa, Chordata, Actinopteri, Salmoniformes, Salmonidae. The record is from the annotation of a GenBank genome assembly.
AUGACCCACCUGAUAUUUCCUACAGGUUCCAUGACCCACCAGAUAUUUCCUACAGGUUCCAUGACCCACCAGAUAUUUCCUACAGGUUCCAUGACACACCAGAUAUUUCCUACAGGUUCCAUGACCCACCAGAUAUUUCCUACAGGUUCCAUGACACACCAGAUAUUUCCUACAGGUUCCAUGACCCACCAGCUAUGUCCUAAAGGUUCCAUGACCCAUCUGAUAUUUCCUACAGGUUCCAUGACCCACCAGAUAUUUCCUACAGGUUCAUGACCCACCAGAUAUUUUCUACAGGUUCUAUGACCCACCAGAUAUUUCCUACUGGUUCCAUGACCCACCAGAUAUUACCUACAGGUUCCAUGACUUACCAGAUAUUUCCUACAGGUUCCAUGACCCACCAGAUAUUUCCUACAGAUUCCAUGACCCACCAGAUAUUUCCUACAGAUUCCAUGACCCACCAGAUAUUUCCUACUGA